Ilex paraguariensis (yerba mate) is the source of this 1767-nucleotide messenger RNA. The record is from the annotation of a GenBank genome assembly. NCBI's taxonomy places the organism in Eukaryota, Viridiplantae, Streptophyta, Magnoliopsida, Aquifoliales, Aquifoliaceae.
CUCUCUCUCUCUCUCUCUCUCAUGGGUGCUUAUCGCCAUUUUGAACCAAUCUCCAAAUGUAGCACUGCGGGGAGAUCCAAUCAAACAGUGGCAGGAGACCUAGAUGGCACUCUUCUUAUUUCCAGAAGUGCUUUCCCCUACUUCAUGCUUGUUGCUUUAGAAGCUGGUAGCCUUUUAAGGGCGCUGGUUCUUCUAGCAUCAGUUCCAUUCGUGUACUUCACAUACAUUUUCGUAUCCGAAUCCAUAGCUAUCAAAACUUUCAUCUUCAUCGCCUUUUCAGGCUUGAAAAUUGGAGAUAUUGAGAUUGUUUCGAGGUCUGUUUUGCCAAAGUUUUACGCCGAGGAUGUUCACCCAGAUACUUGGAAAGUGUUCAGUUCCUUUGGAAAGAGAUAUAUAAUUACUGCAAACCCUACAAUUAUGGUGGAACACUUUGUCAAGAAAUUUCUAGGAGCUGAUAAGGUUAUUGGGACGGAGUUGGAGGUUUCGAAAUCGGGACGAGCAACGGGGUUCGUGAAGAAACCAGGUGUUCUUGUUGGAGAACAUAAAAAAGCCGCCAUUAUAAAGGAAUUUGGCACUAAUAUGCCUGAUUUAGGGCUGGGAGAUAGAGAAACCGACCAUGACUUCAUGUCCCUUUGCAAGGAAGGAUACAUGGUUCCAAGAACAAAAUGCGAGCCACUACCAAGGGACAAACUUCCUACUCCUGUAAUUUUUCACGAGGGUCGUUUAGUUCAAAGGCCAACCCCUCUUGUUGCCCUCUUAACCUUCUUGUGGAUGCCAAUAGGCAUCAUCCUCUCCCUCAUUAGGGUCUACCUCAACAUUCCAUUGCCUGAAAGAAUCGUCCGAUACACCUAUAAAAUACUCGGAAUCAAUCUUAUUGUCAAGGGUACUCCUCCUCCCCCACCCAAGGCCGGCCAUAGCGGGGUCCUCUUCAUUUGUAACCACCGGACGGUCCUAGACCCCGUUGUCACCGCCGUUGCAUUAGGAAGAAAGAUCAGUUGUGUUACUUAUAGUAUAAGCAAAUUUUCAGAAUUGAUUUCACCAAUUAAAGCCGUUGCAUUAUCAAGGGAGAGAGAAAAAGAUGCAGAAAAUAUCAAACGUUUGCUUCAAGAAGGUGAUUUAGUCAUAUGUCCUGAAGGUACUACUUGUAGAGAGCCAUUUCUGCUAAGGUUUAGUGCACUCUUUGCUGAGCUCACCGAUAGAAUUGUUCCAGUAGCGAUUAAUACCAAACAAAGCUUGUUCUAUGGAACAACAGUACGAGGUUUCAAACUAUUGGAUCCUUAUUUUGUGUUCAUGAAUCCAAGGCCUACGUACGAGAUCACCUUCUUGAAGCAAUUGCCUGCUGAGCUCACUUGCAAAGGAGGAAAAUCGGCCAUUGAAGUUGCAAAUUAUAUACAGAAGGUGCUGGCAGGGACACUAGGGUUUGAGUGCACCAAUUUGACUAGAAAGGACAAGUAUGCCAUGAUGGCUGGAACAGAUGGACGAGUUCAAACGAAGAUGCAGAACAUCCUGAUUGAGGAAAUUAAAAUGUAAAUCCCAUGAUUUUCUAUUGAUUUUCCAUAUGUUUUGAAAUUUCAAAUUGCUACAAUAAGAAAGUUGAUUGUGAGGACGAUGAUUGUUAUGUAACAUAAUAACAAUUUUGGUAUGCAUGUUGCUCUUUGAUAUAGAUAAUUAUAUUAAAUCUAAGAGCAACUUCAACCCACUCUCCAUUCCUCAUGUUUUAGCUAGUUUAGUUAGUUAAACACUAAAAAUCAUCUUCAACCCAUUCUC